CAGUAGAGUCAUCUACACGCUCUAGUUAUCAUCGCUUAGUAUAGAUAUCAGCGGCACAUCCAGUGAGAUGGCGUAGCCCGGUGAGAAUUUUUAGAAGAGGUCGAGACUCUACCAUCUCUUCGACGGCUGACCGUACGCAAAUCUUCGGUCGUUGUUCAAGAAUUUACAAUAAAAAUUAAAAGUCUCACUGAACGCCGGAGAAACGGAUAAUUGUCACCAUUCGAACAUACACGUCGUCUGAGUUUGCAACACACGUUUUACUCGACUAAUAGUCGACGCAUUUGCCGAAAAUUCGACGGAAAUCAGUCGCAAUUUUUCGGGAAUUGAAUACUAACCGCGAAAAUCGCCAUGCCCGCAGCGCAAUAUGGCUGAUAUUAGGAAAAAUAGCGCGCGUCGGCAUCCGGGAUAGUGUUGCACAGAGAAAACACGAGCACCCCGACAACAGCACGGCUCGUUGAUCUUAAUCGUCGUGCAAAGUGUUGCGGCGAAACAUACUUUGGACUCCAUGGUAGAUAGUUGUGCCGCCUUUAUGUGUACCUCGCGAGUUCACCGCGAAUAACACGGUCGUUUAGAUAAAAUAAUACAGAUAUGUCAGACCACAGCGACGCAUUUGAUCAUCCGAAAAGUACGUUGCUCGAGGAUGAAGAAAUGCCGACUUUUAUGAGCGUGUCGAGCAAGGAGAGCCUGCCGUUCAAUGACACUAACGUCCACCAAUUGCCCAUUCACAACAAUUCGAACCCGCUCGACAAUAACGAAAACAGCAACGAUUAUCAGGCACAAAGUCGCAGCCCGACUACAGAGGAACGCGAAGACGAGGGCAACGAGGACAACGAGGACAAUGAAGAGAGCAGCGUCUACGUAUUGUCCUCCGGAGAUGAAGCCGACGACAGAGAUCCAUCGCCAAAUUCCUUCGACGAGGAGGUCGACGAGGAAGAGGAGGACGAAGAAGAUGACGACGAAGAGGAUAUCGAUGAUAUAGACGAAAUGGAUCCAGAAAACGAAGAAGUGGAUGCAGCCGAAGAUCAGCUGGAAGAUUUUUCCGAUGAAGACAACGAGAGAGACGACGUUAUGUCCGACGACAUGGCACUGAGAUCGGACAAACCAAAAUUGAUACUGCAACGGAAACGCAGUCUUUCUUUGCAGGAUUUGUCGGAUUGCUCCGCGAUUUUUCCUCGCCGUAAGCCUUACGUUACCGGGGGCAUUAAAUACAGAGGUGUGCAAAGCAAGGUCAGACGUUACAUUCAAGAUCUGAAAGACAUGGGUAGAAGGUCUGCGGACAAACGGUUGAAAUCUAACGAGGAAAUUAACCAAAACGAAGAAUGCCAGAUUCAAGUUUGCCAAGACGGGGAUGAAACCGAGGUUUCCCAUCAUCCUAAAGGGCGUAGGAGUAUCAAAGGCUACGCUGUACAAGCGUUGAAAGACUUGGAAAUCCGAGAGGAGCUUAUUCGAGAAGACAGCAAUUUCAUUUCGGAGAAUGCCGAUCAUUGUAAUAUGAGACCGAACAACAAUGUUCAAACAAAGGCAAAAACUGUGACUGUUGACCAACCGCAUCGAUACAAUAAUCUGAGUCAUGAAAUUAAAUUGGAAAUUGAGGUAAAAAAAUCUAAAAAGCUAAAUUUGAACGGCGAACUAGGCAACGACGACUGUUCGAAUAAUCUCAAAACACCCGAGGAUCUAACCGUGAACUACACCAUGAACGGCGAUGUGCAAGGUCAGAAUAUUUUGGAUGUUCGUUCGAUCGGGUAUGACGAAUACAUGCGUGGCAGCUCGAAUCACAACUACAAAUAUUCUCCGGAACCUGAUAAAGUAACGGGGAAAAACGACACGACUAUAGGAAAAAAUAGAAACUCAAAUUCUACCGUAUCGGGGGUGGCCACGAUGGUCGUUACAAAUGUAGACCAUAAUGAACCGCCCAAUCGACAUCCCAAAAAUCUUCAGAGCGAGGAAGUAAUUCCUAUGGAAAUAGUCGAGCACCGCGACGAUCCAAAAGCGGUCGCAGAAGCAGCGACGAGAGAACAAAUUUACAAUGAAACCCUCGAAGAGAUGAGUCUGAUCAAAGCUCAGCUGAAUCAGAAGACCACACAAUGUAAAGAGAUAAGAGAAGCCUAUCAAAAAACUUUAUCCGAAAAUUUUGAGUUGAAACAAGAAUUGGAAGAUUUGAAAAAGUCUCUCUCCAAAAUGUCCUCGAAGAAACAAAGUCCAGAGCUCGUCACUGUGGCAAUUCAGACCGAUCGUAUCCUGAGCCCUGCCCAGACGACGCAGCAAAUCGCACCUGCGGACAGUUGUGUGAAUCCUAAAAUUUCCAGUAGUACCAUAGCCUCCGCUAUCAGUUACAACGACCAAUGGACGGAGAGUGCAGACAGCUUGCCUACAUCCAACGGAUCAAUGCGACCACUGCCUAACCUCACCCCUCUGUCUGUCGCUGACGACAGUUUCAUAGGAGUUCCUUCGACCCCUUUGCGAACGCCACGCCAGCCUUCUCACGCUUUCCAAACCUCUUCGAAGAUAAUAAAAAUGCUGUCCAGUAUCACCCAGCGAAAGUCUAAAGUCGAUGGCAACAUAAAAGGGCAAGACGAGUCCACGAAUAUUUUUGACAAAGUCCUAGGUUCUUCCCCCGCAGUUUCCAGUUGUAAUUCACCGUUGAACCACAGAAUCUCUAACAAAAGAAAGGCUUCGGACAUGCCAGAAAAUGCCAACGUUCUUCAACCUCCUAAAAUUCCCCACACAACCGGCGGAUUCCACAGACCGAACAGGAGAUCGAGAUCUGAAUUCGCACACCCGGGAAACCACGUCAAACCGAACUCCCAAUCCACCGCCCAACAGUCUUCGGACGUUAAUGGAACACAGGAGAAUUUAGAAGACUCCCAGAAAGAAGAGGAACCUCGAGAAGAUUUAGACAAUGGAGUGAAGUGCUUUACGUAUCGUGAAGAUGAAAAUAGUCCGCAAACGAGUUUCUUAAUUCAAGCAGAAAAUGAAAAUAAAAAUGCAGAACGCGACGAAGAUUCAAAACGUCCCUCAUCUGUGGUAGUCAGAGAGUGCGGACCCUAUCUACUCGGAAACGUGGAAGUGAGGAUGACCGAAAUCAAUGGAACCAUCAACAUUUGGGGCAAAGAGGUGAAUCAGGAAACUAUCAUACAAGACGAACGCAGAGAAGAGACUGACAUGGACGAUGAAGCGAACGAGAAAGAUCCUUGCGAAUGUUUACACAAAACACCCAACCUCAGAAUUCCCCUGUGUUGUUCGACGAAUCGAAAGUCGAAAAUACCACCUCUGAGAAUGGACGAGUCUGAAUUUUGUAAGAAUUUCAAUUCUCCGUCGACCAGCCAACCCAGAGAGUCACCAGCAGCUGCGGACAACUUCAGACAAUGUCAACAUUUGGGAAAUUUUAUGAACUCCGUAGAAAGUAUUCGUAACCCUAAAGAUUGCGAGUCGCACAUCCACUCUCGCAGCGCUUUCAAAUGCAGAAGAUCGUCCAACUUCUGCGAAGAGGAGUUCCAGGUGGAGCCUCCUAGAAAUCCGAACCUGAACAAAUGUGGCUGUGAUUGGGAGCAUGAAGGUUGUUGUUCGAUUUCGUGCGGAAGGGUUUCGAGGCAUUGUCACGAGGAUGAUUGCGCAUUAGGCACAACGAAUCGAAGAGAGAACGGGACAUGUUCGCGUUGGAAUACGUUGAAAAGCAACGGGCAUUCAAAGACUGAUGGGAACUGCGCGAGAAACCAAACUCUCCGCUUUCCUUCUCGCUGCGAGGGAAAAAACUCGACCUGUUCGCACGCCCCACGGAGGCACUCCUUUGCAGACGACGACGACGACGAGGUUUUCAAGAAGCCUUCGACCUCGAACACGAGGAUGAGUGGGAGCUACUGCAGGUCACGAAGCCUUUCGUGCAACGACCAUUCGGACGACCCUUUGCUACCCCAUCAUUUGCACGACACGUCAGAGGUUUUAAAACGGCGUCGUUCGAGCGGGAAACGGGUGCGGGGCAUCCUCAUGGAUUUUUUGAGAGGUUGUGGCGACUGCCGAGCUGUUAAUGGUACGCCCAACAAAGUUUCACCUGGUGUCGUACCCCAAGUAAGAGUCAGACCUGCCACCCCGCCAUGUGCUGCUCCCCUGAACCAGGCCCAACAAAGGACAGCGAGCUACGGAUCGACGAACAACAGGUGCGUACACACGGAACGCUGUGCGACCUGUGCUCGGCGGAUAGAAAUGGCGACAGAAAUUGAAAAUCAGUUGGAAAUAUUCGGAGCAGAGAUGGAAAGGCUCCGCUCGAGAUCGCAGGCGGUACUUGGAAUGCUGAAUACCUUGCACUCCGCGGAUACGAAUUGAAAGAGUCACGAAUAUUUUAUUCCCGCUUUCCUGUUCGCUAGCCUUAAGUUUGUCAUUCACUUGUCGUCGGUCCUCGGUUCGUAAGUACACACAGAUUUUAUCCAGGGUAUCGGAGCGAGGCGUGAAGUCUUUGGAUUACUUUUCAGUUCCCAGCUAUGAAUCAUUUUCUUUCAUUUUUCGUGGAUAUGCGAUCUGCACCGUUACAUGGAUAUGAUAAUCCAAUGAAUAUUCGUGAAGAAACAAAUAUUAUAUAUACCCACAUAGAGUGUACAAAUGCAAAUAAUUCAUUCAUUUCGGAAUUAAUUAUUCAUUAUUUACCGUACUACUGCUAAAUGUUGUUAGUUUUUUUUUUUUGUGUUCUUUCUUUCUACUUUUUUGCUCACUCUGAAAUUUUAAUCGCUAUCAUUUACGUUCACUUGUAUUAAACAUUCCAUUUGAAAAAGGAUAAAAUUUUUUUUUAAAUAACUUACGAUGGCGAAGAAAAAGCAUCCGACAAAACUGUGCGUGAGCUAGGUUGAUUUCAAAUUUCGUUUAUGCUGUCUAAAAAAGAGACCUUUCUGAUGUACCUAAUUAUAGCUGUAAUUUGUCGUUUUAAAGAUGAAUAACUUGAUUACAUGAAUAGUAAUAAAAGAAAAAAAAAAAUCA
This is a messenger RNA of Athalia rosae (coleseed sawfly), 4965 nucleotides long. RefSeq lists its product as uncharacterized. NCBI's taxonomy places the organism in Eukaryota, Metazoa, Arthropoda, Insecta, Hymenoptera, Athaliidae. The transcript is spliced from 6 exons. The record is from RefSeq and is a predicted model, not a curated record. The coding region runs from base 589 to 4320 and encodes 1243 amino acids.